Jaculus jaculus (lesser Egyptian jerboa) is the source of this 4516-nucleotide messenger RNA. It is a transcript of the gene Rbm47, whose product is annotated as RNA binding motif protein 47. Bases 220 to 2028 code for a protein of 602 amino acids. Gene Ontology annotation, cellular component: nucleus. Lineage: Eukaryota; Metazoa; Chordata; Mammalia; Rodentia; Dipodidae. The transcript is spliced from 6 exons. Gene Ontology annotation, molecular function: mRNA binding. The record is from RefSeq and is a predicted model, not a curated record.
GGCAUUCCGUUGCCAGAGCGUGGGUAGGAAGAGGGCGAGCAGGAAAAAGAGAGCGCCAGGUGUUUGGCAGGAUUUGCCUCAGAGGAUACUGAACAGAGGAACUGAACACAGAAACCUCAAGGGAGCUGCCAGAAUUUGCCUGCACAUUCUUGUUCCGUGUCUCUUAAAGAACCAGACCAACAGAACUGGUUGCCAGCAGCCGUGGAUGCCACUAACAUUAUGACCGCAGAGGAUUCCACGGCGGCAGCCAUGAGCAGCGACCCUGCGGCGGCGGCGGCGGCGGCGGCGGCGGCGGCGGGGUCCUCGGCCAAGGUGCCCGAGGGCGUGGCGGGGGCCCCCAACGAGGCGGCGCUGCUGGCGCUGAUGGAGCGCACGGGCUACAGCAUGGUGCAGGAGAACGGGCAGCGCAAGUACGGCGGUCCGCCGCCGGGCUGGGAGGGCGCGCAUCCGCAGCGCGGCUGCGAGGUCUUCGUGGGCAAGAUCCCCCGAGACGUGUACGAGGACGAGCUGGUGCCCGUGUUCGAGUCCGUGGGCCGCAUCUACGAGCUGCGCCUCAUGAUGGAUUUCGACGGCAAGAACCGCGGCUACGCCUUCGUCAUGUACUGCCACAAGCAGGACGCCAAGCGCGCCGUGCGGGAGCUCAACAACUACGAGAUCCGCCCGGGGCGCCUGCUGGGCGUGUGCUGCAGCGUGGACAACUGCCGCCUCUUCAUCGGCGGCAUCCCCAAGAUGAAGAAGCGCGAGGAGAUCCUGGAGGAGAUCGCCAAGGUCACGGAGGGCGUGCUGGACGUGAUCGUGUACGCCAGCGCCGCAGACAAGAUGAAGAACCGGGGCUUCGCCUUCGUGGAGUACGAGAGCCACCGCGCCGCGGCCAUGGCGCGGCGCAAACUCAUGCCCGGGCGCAUCCAGCUGUGGGGUCAUCAGAUCGCCGUGGACUGGGCCGAGCCCGAGAUCGACGUGGACGAGGACGUCAUGGAGACCGUGAAGAUCCUCUACGUGCGCAACCUCAUGAUCGAGACCACCGAGGACACCAUCAAGAAGAGCUUCGGCCAGUUCAACCCGGGCUGCGUGGAGCGCGUCAAGAAGAUCCGAGACUACGCCUUCGUGCACUUCGCCAGCCGCGAGGAUGCCGUGCACGCCAUGAACAACCUCAAUGGCACCGAGCUGGACGGCUCCUGCCUCGAGGUCACGCUGGCCAAGCCCGUGGACAAGGAGCAGUACUCUCGCUACCAGAAGGCGGCCAAGGGCGGUGGAGCAGCCGACGUGUCCCCCCAGCAGCCCAGCUACGUGUACUCCUGCGACCCCUACACGCUGGCCUACUACGGAUACCCCUACAAUGCGCUCAUCGGGCCCAACCGGGACUACUUCGUGAAAGCAGGCAGCGUAAGAGGCCGAGGCCGAGGUGCAGCUGGCAACAGAGCCCCAGGGCCCAGGGGUUCCUACCUCGGGGGAUAUUCUGCUGGCCGUGGUAUAUAUAGUCGAUACCACGAAGGGAAAGGAAAACAACAAGAAAAAGGAUAUGAACUUGUGCCGAACUUGGAAAUAUCGGCUGUCAAUCCAGUUGCCAUUAAACCCGCAACAGUGGCCAUCCCUGCCAUCGGGCCCCAGUAUUCCAUGUUUCAAGCAGCCCCGGCCCCUAAAAUCAUCGAAGAUGGGAAGAUCCACGCCAUGGAACACAUGAUCAGCCCCAUCGCGGUGCAGCCAGACCCGGCCAGCGCUGCUGCGGCCGCCGCCGCUGCUGCAGCCGCCGCAGCCGCCGUGAUCCCCGCCGUAUCCACACCACCGCCUUUCCAGGGCCGCCCAAUAACUCCAGUAUAUACCGUGGCUCCAAACGUCCAGAGAAUUCCCACUGCCGGCAUCUAUGGGGCCAGUUAUGUUCCCUUCGCGGCCCCGGCCACGGCCACGAUCGCCACACUACAGAAGAACGCGGCCGCCGCCGUGUACGGAGGGUACGCCGGCUACAUACCUCAGGCCUUCCCCGCUGCUGCUAUUCAGGUGCCUAUUCACGACGUCUACCAGACUUACUGAGGCUGCUGUGACAAAAAGAGACAAGCCACCAAAAAAAAAAAAAAAAAAAUACCACUGAAGGAACACUUUACUAUUUAUGAAGAAAGAACGUGUCAGAUUCACGCACGCGUGAAAUCUGAACGCGAAGAAUGUUAUCCAAUAUUAUCCCAUGGAAAUAUUUUAUAUACAUGAAGUUUUUUUUAAAAGACUGUUUUCAACUUAGCAGGCCCGUGUUCAUACAUUUCUAAAGAGACUUGCAAUGGUUCGUGCCUUAAUAACCAUCUUUUGAAAAAUUUGUCUGCUGUACUGAAAUUUGUAUAGAGGUUUUGUGUUUUUUUUUUAAGGAUAUAUUUUCAGUAUGAAGGUUAUUUUCGUAACUUCUGCACUCCAGAGAUGUCUAUUUUGUAGUACUUUCAAUAAUAUAUCAGCGAUCUAGCAAGAAAAAAAAAAAAAGCACACUUGAGCAGUUAGGGAACUAUUUUGAGAAAUAUAUUCAAUAUUUAAAGAUACAAAACUAUUAAGUGCUUUAAAAUACUACAUAAAAUGUUAUUUUAAAGGUGAUACUGGAAAGUGCAAUUUUAAAAUGAGUAAAACCUCUGCUGUAUUUCCUCUGGCAUUAAGGGUUGACGGAGUUCCCAUGUGCCCAUGAGGCUUUCUGUCUAAGCGAAGUUAAGCAGUCUCUCCUAAGCCAACAUGGGGCACACUGGUCACCCCUGAGUCCCAACACUGGAAAGCUCCCACCUGCCACCAUUACCUGCCCCCCAUCCCCCAUCCCCUGCUACCUUAUCCCCAGUCCAACUUUCAAGUUUGGCAAGUGUAGGAAAAGUGGUUAAUUCUGGUAGAGAAAACAGCCCGUGGCUUUUAAUACUUCUUCCUGGGGUUUUGUUGGGGUGGGUUGGUUUGUUUGCUGUCGUAAUCUUUGUUUCGGUUUGGGAGGUAUUAUCUUCUCUGUGUGCUGUUUUCAGUAGCAGAAUACACAUUAAGCACAAGGUUUGGACGUGUUUGUGUAAGACAUCUUGGCAUAGCUAUUUAGUUCCUCCUAGUGCUUUUAUUUUAAUUCACUUUUGAAGUAUGAGUUCUUAGAGACAGAGAAUGUAUUUUAUGGUAGACAAGACCCUCGAGACUUGUCACCAGAAAGCUAAGCUUCUAGAUGCCUUACCAUGUUUCGUGAACAUGUCUGGAAUGUCAGAAACAUUCUGCGUGUUGAACAAGGCUUUCCUCCUUCCUUGCACACUUGGCAAGUGAACUUGGGGCGUGUACCUCCAAGAGGAGGAGAGACCUGUAGAAAUUAAGACAGUGUGUAAAUAUCUUCUAAUGCUUACUUUUGGUCCUUUCACAUUGCCAAAAUUCAUGGUGUGUAGUUGAAUACAGAAUGCAACCAUUUUAUUUCAAUGUUGUUAAAAAAAAAAAAAGUUUGCUUCAUCAGGAAGUCGAUACAUCAGUGCAGUGUUUCCUGCCUCUCAAAGGCUUCUGUUCAACAGAGUGAAUGUAAAAUACAGUAAAAUGUUAAGGUUGUCAUUGAUCUUAAGAAUUACUUUUAACUUGGAAUUUUUUUUUUUUUUAAUAAGUAUCCAUCAAGGAAGUGAGUGAGGUGUGCAGUAUGGUAGCAAAUUCAUGGCUGUGUUUUCCUGUCCCAUGAGAGUCUGUCAAAUCUUCCCACUCACUGGAUUUUUUUGUUGAUGGCUGAAUUUUGGUUUGUGGGUUAAUAAUAGGACCAUGCCCUUAGCAAAUACUUUCAGGGUCUUUUUUGCUGGUUUUUUGUUUUUGUUUUUUUUUUUUUUAAAUUAAGAGAUUCCCAAAUGCCUUCUUUCUCCCUCCUCUUGGGGGCAUGAGUUUUUAUAUAUAAGGAAUAUUUAUUUUAACUAUUCUGUGAGUACCUGAUAAGGCCUUUAUCCAUUCCUGACAUUGACAUUCCUUUCUAUCGUUCAGUGAGACAGAGUAGUUGUGCAAUGUUGUGAGAUGCACCCAGCAAGCUGCGUCCACGCACAGAGGUGUUGGAAUGAAUAAUCCCACAAAAUGCAGCUCGGGUCACACCCUUGUCCCUUGACCUGUGUGAAGGAAAUACACUGUCCUUCUCACGGAAGACUGUCAUAGAGGAUCAUGGAUGAAACUGACCCUGUGUUCUUACUGUAUUUUACAUGUGCCUGGAAAAUUUAAUACAAUAUGUCGUAACCUGGCAACCACCAAUCUACCUUCACCCAAGUGUUGGUGACCGCCAGGUCAGUGUCACUUAUCUCCUGUCUGUGGUCUUGCCUGUUCCUACUGUCUCAAAACCAUUUCAUGUACACUACUGAGGUGAGUUUAUAACUUGAAAUGUGAACUUUUUUUUUUUUUUUUAGGGUUAAGAACAAACUAUAUAAAUGUUUUAAAAAGUUUUAGAGUUCUGUUUGCAGACAUGCUAAUAGUGGAGUUAUCUUUAGCUUUGUAUUGGAAACGCUUUUUAGAUCUUGCUCCAUUUACAGUACAUUCUGAGGAUGUAUGUAGUAAAUAAAGCUUUCUUUAAAGCAGA